Molecule: messenger RNA, 2742 nt
Organism: Myxocyprinus asiaticus (Chinese sucker)
Lineage: Eukaryota; Metazoa; Chordata; Actinopteri; Cypriniformes; Catostomidae
Product: venom phosphodiesterase 1
Exons: 25
Coding region: 1-2607 (868 amino acids)
Biological process (GO): nucleoside triphosphate catabolic process
Molecular function (GO): metal ion binding; nucleoside triphosphate diphosphatase activity; nucleic acid binding
Source: RefSeq, a predicted model, not a curated record
AUGACGGACUUCAAGAAGGACAUUCUGCUGAAAAAGAAAGUUCUGCUGAUCUCAGUAUUGUUGGCGGUUGCUGUGGUGACGAUCAUACUGGGUUUGGGUUUGGGUCUCGGUCUACAACUGCAGAACUGCAAGAAUAAAGAUGUGUCUGUGUCGUGUAGGAAUCGCUGCUACGAGCCGUUUGAUGAAAACUCUGCAUCCUGUCGCUGUGAUACACAGUGUGUUGCCAAUAACAACUGUUGCUAUGACUACCAGGACAUCUGUCUGCAGCCCGCUGAGAGUUGGGAGUGUACGCCGCUACGGUGCGGAGAGAUCCGACUGACUGACAGUAAAUGUCACUGUUCACAUGACUGUAUGAGCGCUAAAGACUGCUGCUCAAACUACAACAGCAUCUGUAAAGGAGACACAGAGUGGGUUCAGGAUGAGUGUGUGGACAUAAACACACCUAAAUGUCCAGCCAGUUUUAAGAGACAGCCACUGUUGUUGCUCUCACUGGAUGGUUUAAGAGCUGAAUAUCUGCAGACGUGGAGCUCAUUAAUACCAGUACUGGACAAGAUACGACAGUGUGGUACUUCAACACCUUUCAUGCAGGCUGUGUUCCCCAGUAAAACGUUCCCCAAUCAUUACUCCAUUGUCACAGGUCUGUAUGCAGAGUCACAUGGUCUGGUGGAUAAUAACAUGUAUGAUCCUGUGUUUGAUGCCUCAUUCAGUCUGUCCAGCAGUGAAAAAGACAAUCCCAGAUGGUACCAGGGACAACCGAUCUGGAACACAGCCAUGUAUCAGGGAGUGAAAGCAGGAACGUUCUUCUGGCCAGGAUCUGACGUUCCCAUAAACGGGAGUCUGCCAAAUAUCAACAUGAAUUACAACGGUUCAGUCCCAUUUGAAGAGAGAGUGUUCACCAUUCUCAAGUGGCUGCAGUUACCGGAUAACGAACGGCCUGAUUUCUUCACUCUGUAUCUGGAGGAACCUGAUAAAUCUGGACACAGUUUUGGACCGGUCAGCGGAGGGUUGAUCACAGGUCUGCAGGGGGUGGAUAGGGUCAUAGGUCAGCUGAUGAAUGGACUCAAACAACUCAACCUUCAUCAGUGUGUCAACAUCAUCAUCGUCGCUGAUCACGGUAUGGAGGAAACCAGCUGUGACAGGAAGGAAGUUCUACAGGAGUUUGUGGGUGAUGUGAAUCACCUGUAUGUUAAUGAGGGGCCGUUUGGACGAAUCAGAGCAAAAGAUAAAACACAUACCUUGGACGCCGCUGCGCUCGUGGCAAAUAUGACUUGUAAAAAGCCGAAGCAGCAGAUAAAACCGUACCUGAAACAUCACCUGCCCAAACGAUUCCAUUACGCAAACAACAGACGAAUCGAAGACGUCAAUGUCCUCGUAAACCCUCGCUGGCUGUUUGAGAGGUAUCCGGGCUCUCUCACUUACUGCUCAGGGGGAAAUCAUGGAUACGACAAUGAUGUCUACAGCAUGCAGGCAGCGUUUCUCAGUUUAGGGCCAAAAUUCCUCUUUCAGACAGAAGUGGAUCCGUUUGCCAACAUUGAGCUGUACAAUCUCAUGUGUGAUGUUCUGGGAAUCAGUCCGUUCCAGAAUAACGGCACUCACGGCAGUCUGAAUCACCUGCUGCGGGCUCCACCUCACACACCCCAUCACCCGCAGGAACAGAGCGCACCGCAGCAGUGCCCGCUCACCAGCCUACAGCCAACACACACACUCAACUGCAGCUGCCCACAACUGGAUGGAAUGAAUCUCAACACACGAUUAAAUCUCACAGACACAGAAGUGUCAGCGAGCGUGAGGAGACACAUGUUGUUCGGCCGUCCGCGGAUUCUACACACUGAUGCUGAAUACUGUCUGCUGUAUCAACACGGAUUCAUCAGUGCAUAUAAUACACACACACACACACCUGUGUGGAGCUCAUUUACUGUGGACAAACCGGUUGAAGGUGGUUCUGUGUCUCCGGUUGUCUCAGAUUGUCUCCGAGCAGACGUCAGGAUUCCAGUCAAUCAGAGUGCAACAUGUGAUCAGUAUGAGAACGCUGUUAACAUCACACACUCUUUUCUGUACCCGCCCAAUCUAAACAGCUCAUCUGAAGAACAGUUUGAUGCUCUCACACUGGGUAACGUGGUGCCAAUGUACCCGCAGUUUAAGAGAUUGUGGCAGUAUUUUCAGGAGGUGUUGUUACUCAAGUACGCGUCGCAGUAUUACAGUAUUAAUGUUGUAACGGGUCCUGCUUAUGAUUAUGACUACGACGGACACUUUGACACUCCAGAGCAGAUUCAACAGUUUGUUGCAGGUACAGAUAUUCCUCUCCCCACACAUUAUUUUGCGGUUCUCACGAGCUGUAAGGACGACAGACAGACGGUAAACGAGUGUACCGCAGAACUGCAGACCAUUUCAUUCCUGUUACCUCACAGAGAAGAGAACUCCGAGAGCUGCAUGAGCGAUCAGCCCGAGUCGCAGUGGGUGGAGUCACUCCUCUGGAUGCACCAAUCACGUGUGAGAGAUGUGGAAUGGAUCACUGGACUGGACUUUUAUCAAGACAGCAAGCGGCCAAUCCCUGAGCUCCUGCGACUCAAGACCCGCCCAACCGCUGCCAUUCAUCCAAAACCCUGAACCAAACAUGUUCAUGUCCAUCUCAUUUAAUUUAUGUUUUUAUGUGAGGUUGAUUUUAGUGUUUCAAAAGAAUUAAAUGAAAAUAUUUAUUGACCUGAGCAGAUAUCAUGUGUGCCAUAAACACACGAAACAUUA